UGUGCGCCGUGUCCCCGGCCGCUCUAUCUCCUGUGGGUGGCCCGGCCCGGGGUCAGCAGCCGGGGACACCCCGAGCUCGCAGUGCUUCACGUGCAGCACCAGCCCUAACAGCGGGGGGCGUGGCCUGGGUGCACCACCAGCCUCGAGCGAGCACAGCCGUCCCCCGCCACGGUUGGUCUACGGUCUACCCCAAGCCCCGCCCCCACUCUCCCGCCUGGCCCAAUAAGAGGCUCCCCGCCGACUCUCCUCUCAGGCGAUUGGCCGCGUAUCGUCAGCUUUCUCACGCGCCGGCCAGUCGCGACGUUUGUUUAGAGGUUGAGCGGGCGUCCCCAGCCGAGGCCAAUCACGCGUUAACAUGAGGGCGUGGCGGUGAGCAAGGGGUCCGUCCCUGAAUUGCGGCACCACCCCUUGCAGCCGCUGACGUAGGGGUAGAGUGAGCGGUGAUUGGCCGCACCUGACGUCUGUCAACCCUUGGCUGGCGUGUCAGGUCAGGGAAGGGGGCGCGGCAGGGACUACCCAGUCCUCCUUACUUCGGCCUGCCAGGGGCGCGCGCUCUGGCGGUUACACACCGGGCGCGAGGAGGAGGAGGAGAGCGAGAGUGGAAAAAGAGAGCGCGAGGAGGAUGUGGCGCGCGGAGGGGAAAUGGCCGCCGAGAACAAGCCGGAAGAUGAUCAUGGAAACAGCAACGGCAGUCAUGUAAAGAUCUUUCUACCCAAGAAGCUGCUCGAAUGUCUACCAAAAUGUUCAAGUUUACCAAAAGAAAGGCAUCGUUGGAACACUAACGAGGAAAUUGCAGCUUAUUUAAUAACAUUUGAAAAGCAUGAAGAAUGGCUGACAACUUCCCCUAAAACAAGGCCACAGAAUGGUUCCAUGAUAUUGUACAAUCGGAAGAAGGUGAAAUACCGGAAAGAUGGAUAUUGCUGGAAAAAGCGAAAAGAUGGGAAAACGACGCGAGAAGAUCACAUGAAACUCAAGGUCCAAGGAGUGGAGUGUCUAUAUGGCUGCUACGUUCAUUCGUCCAUUAUCCCAACGUUCCACAGAAGGUGUUACUGGCUCCUACAGAAUCCCGAUAUUGUAUUGGUGCACUACUUGAAUGUCCCUGCCAUAGAGGACUGUGGGAAGCCGUGCGGGCCUAUUCUUUGUUCAAUCAACACAGACAAGAAAGAGUGGGCGAAAUGGACGAAGGAAGAACUUAUAGGGCAGCUGAAACCCAUGUUUCACGGUAUUAAGUGGACGUGCAGCAAUGGGAACAGCGGUUCAGGGUUUUCUGUGGAGCACCUUGUUCAGCAGAUACUCGACAGUCACCAGAGCAAACCCCAACCUCGGACGCACAACUGUCUCUGCACUGGCAACUUAGGUGCUGGUAGCAGUGUGCAUCACAAAUGUAACAGUGCCAAACAUCGCAUCAUCUCACCAAAGGUUGAGCCAAGGACAGGAGGAUACAGCGCUCAUUCAGAGGUACAAAACAAUGAUGUGUCAGAAGGCAAGAAUGAGCACAGUCAUGGCAAGUCCUCCAGUCGGGAGAAAAGAAAUGGGAAAAUGGCAAAACCGGUGCUGCUUCAUCAAAAUAGCACGGAGGUUUCUUCAACAAACCAAGUGGAGGUUCCUGACACUACCCAGAACUCGCCGGUAUCCAUCAGCAGUGGCCUAAAUAGCGAUCCAGACAUGGCUGACAGUCCUGCCGUCACUGGUGUCUCUAGCAUGGCCGUUGCUUCAGUUAUGGGUAGCCUCUCCCAAAAUGCCACUGUGUUUAUGUCUGAAGUCACCAAUGAAGCUGUAUACACAAUGUCGCCAAACACUGGUCCCAAUCAACACCUCUUGUCCUCAGAUACAACCACCCAGGGACUUGUAUUGGCGGUAAGUUCAGAUGGUCACAAGUUUGCCUUCCCUACGGCAGGGAGCUCGGACAGCUUAUCAAUGCUGUCGGCUAAUGUCUCAGAAGAACUUGUAUUAUCCACCACCCUCGAUAGCAGCAGAAAAAUACCUGAAACCACUAUGAAUUUUGACCCAGAUUGUUUCCUCAACAACCCAAAACAAGGGCAGACCUAUGGUGGAAGCGGUCUAAAAGAAGACAACAUUAGCACUAACAUACGAAGGUCAUCCAGCACAGAACGCAGUUACACUUUCAACCCAAUUUUAGCUAAAGAGAUAAAAACAGAGGACACCACAUUUGAGCAGCAGUUAUCAAAGGAUAGCUUUCCAUCCACGUCAUCAAAUACUCUAACACUCACCCCAGGUUCCGGCUUGCUCCCAUCAGGUGGGGGCCUCAGUCCAAGCACCACAUUGGAGCAAAUGGAUUUCAGUGCGAUUGAUUCCAACAAAGAUUACUCAACCAGCUUUAACCAGACAGUUCAGAGUCCCCAUGUCCACCAGACCCCUUCCCCUAGCUUCUUUUUACAAGAUGCCAGCAAACAGAUUCCUCUGGAGCAGAACUCCCACAACACUAUAAAUGGCUCAAACAACACGUAUGUCAACACGAUGGGCAUCCCGAAUGUCAAGACCGAAGCAUCCAGUCAACCGCAGAACAACUGUAAUGGUUCGAUCGACCAAGCUAGGUUAGAGUCAACAUCUUCCCUCCAACUUAUGCAGUUCCAGGCGAACUUCCAAGCAAUGACUGCUGAGGAAGUUCCCAUGGAGACAUCGCAGCAGGCGGAAGGGAAUGGAAAUAUUCUGAAACCUGGUGACCUUCAGGCUUGCAGCGCUGAGCACUAUAUGCAGUCGGAAAACACUGCCUCAAUGAGGAACGGCAACGGCCUGCCUAUUUUGCAGGGAAAUAUGGUACAAGGACUCUAUCCUGUUGCUCACCAGGCGUUGAGUAACUCUUCCAACAUGGAGCUCAAUCUAGACCAUUUUGAUAUCUCCUUCAGCAACCAGUUCUCUGACCUUAUCAAUGACUUUAUAUCAGUAGAAGGAGGGAGUAACACUAUUUAUGGACAUCAACUGGUGGCUGGAGACAGCAACGUGUUGCCUCAGGCGGAGGAUGGAAACAGGCCCAUAUACGCUCAGGCUGAAAUGUGCAUACCUUGUUGUAGCCCUCAGCAAUCAAGUAUGCAGCUGAACAAUUCAGAAACGGGAGCCACCACCAUGGCUUAUAUGCAUGUUGCCGAGGUUGUGUCAGCGGCAGCGCAAAGUACCCUGGGAUUGCUGCAACAAAGUGGACGACUGUUUAUGGUGACAGAUUACUCUCCUGAGUGGUCGUAUCCUGAGGGAGGAGUAAAAGUCUUAAUUACGGGGCCAUGGCAGGAAGCCAGCAAUAAUUACAGCUGUUUGUUUGACCAGAUCUCAGUGCCUGCAUCUCUUAUACAACCCGGUGUUUUGCGCUGCUACUGCCCAGCACAUGACACCGGAUUGGUCACCCUUCAGGUUGCCUUCAACAACCAGAUCCUCUCCAACUCUGUUGUGUUUGAAUAUAAAGCGAGAGCUCUUCCAACACUGCCUUCCUCCCAGCAUGACUGGCUGUCCCUGGAUGAUAACCAGUUUAGAAUGUCGAUCCUGGAACGUUUGGAGCAAAUGGAGAGGAGAAUGGCUGAGAUGACAGGUUCCCAACAGCACAAGCAAAAUGUGGGAGGAGGCAGUGGAGGCGUAGCCCACAGUGGGGGGAGCCAAGCACAAUGCGCAGUAGGAGCUGGAUCCAUAGGAAGCUGCUUUGAGAGCCGAGUAGUGGUUGUGUGUGAGAAGAUGAUGAGCCGGGCCUGCUGGGCGAAAUCCAAGCACCUAAUUCAUUCCAAGACAUUCAGAGGAAUGACCCUGCUCCACCUCGCUGCUGCCCAAGGUUACGCCUCCCUCAUUCAGACCCUAAUCAAGUGGAGGACCAAGCAUGCUGACAGUAUUGAUUUGGAAUUAGAGGUCGAUCCUUUAAACGUUGAUCAUUUUUCGUGUACUCCCCUGAUGUGGGCGUGUGCGUUGGGUCACACUGAAGCUGCCGUUGUGCUGUAUAAAUGGGACCGACGGGCUAUCUCCAUCCCUGACUCACUUGGCCGGCUCCCUUUGGCCAUCGCACGUUCCCGGGGCCACGUGAAACUUGCAGAAUGUCUGGAGCAGUUGCAGAGGGAGGAACAAUCCCAACUGGGGCAAAAUGCCAGGCUACAGUGCUCUCCAGGCCCCGACGCCAAUGCAGAGAGUUGGUUAACCCAGUGGCAAAGUGAGGCCAUCGGCCCUCAAGAUGCUCAGAAGGGAGUGACCAUUAUUUCAAAUGCUAAUGCAGAAUUAAGGAGACCAAGAUCUGAACCCUCUAAUUACUACAGCACUGAAACUCCGAAAGAUUACCCAGCUGCUAAAAAACACAAACUGAACCCUGAAUACUUCCAGGUCAGGCAAGAGAAGGUCAUAGCAACAGCCCUAAGCCUGGAGCAACCGUCUCCCUGGAGACAGAGUUCCAUCUCCAAACAGCCAUUGCCUGACGCUGCCCACGUUGAGGAAAUGCGUCACUUCCCCAGAGACCUUCCUCAGCACAUCCCGGACACGUCCGGGUACAGAGCUCCGGCACCAAUGAAAUGGAGCCCAAAGGAGCUCUACCUGGGGGUUUCUGCCGCGCAGGUGACUGGGACCUCAAAGCCAACAGGACUGGGGAAGGACAUUGGGGGCCAUAGGCUGCGUCAGAGGGAGCAGAUGAAUGUUUUAAUGAUGUCUGAAAGGGAAAUUGUCGACGCUGAGCUGCUGUCAUACAGAGAAAACAUGGAGAAUGAUGACUGCUUACAACAUAUGGAUGAUCUCCAGGUGAACAUGAUGAAUCUGGCGGAACAGAUUAUCGAAGCAACACCUGAACGGAUCAAGCGGGAGAAUUUCGUACCCAUGGAGUCUCCGCUGGCAGAGAGGGCAGACACCGCGGCAUUCAGCACCACUAUGAGCUGGCUGGCCAGUUAUCUUGCUGAUGUUGAUCACUUACCUAGCGCUGCACAGAUACGGUCGCUCUACAGUGAACCUCUGACUCCUUCUUCAAACACCAGCUUAAGUCCUGCGAGCUCCCCUGUGAGCGAAACAACGUUUGAAAAGACCAGCCUCCCGUCUGCUGCUGAUUGGUCAGAAUUUCUCACUGCAUCCACCAAUGAGAAGGUUGAAAAUGAAAUUUCCCAGCUGACACUGUCAGACCAUGAGCAGAGAGAGCUCUACGAAGCUGCCAAACUGGUUCAGACGGUGUUCAGGAAAUACAAGGGUCGUCCAUUGAGGGAACAGCAGGACGUGGCUGCGGCCGUCAUUCAGCGCUGCUACAGAAAGUACAAACAGCUUACAUGGAUAGCCUUGAAGUAUGCACUUUAUAAAAAGAUGACACAAGCUGCAAUUCUCAUCCAGAGCAAGUUCAGAAGCUAUUAUGAACAGAAGAAGUUCCAGCAGAGCCGGCGUGCUGCAGUUCUUAUCCAGCAGUACUACAGGAGCUACAAGGAGUGCGGCCGGAUGCGGCAGAAGCGUCGGACAACUUCUCUUGUGCAGCAGAAACUGAGAAGCAGUCUUCUUACAAAGAAGCAGGAUCAAGCUGCUCGGAAAAUUAUGAGGUUUUUACGUCGCUGCCGUCACAGCCCUCUGGUGGACCAUAGACUGUUCAAAAGGGGUCUGAAUGUUUUUGGAGCAAACAUGUGUAUAUUAAAUUGCAGAAAGAAUGCUCAGAGGUGUCAGUCUUUUUGGGCCUCUCUAUCUUUUUUACUUUCCAUUCCUAAUGAGAUUUCUGGAAAAUGGCGAGAUAUCACAUUCCCCAAUUGCCCCAUAUGCACUUUCAGCUCUAAGAGCAACAGAGUGAAAGAAUUGAAAAAGGCCAAGGAACUUGAAGAAUUAAAUCAGCGUCCCUUAGCAAUGUGACAGCGCUUUUUGGACUGUUUUCAUUUUCUGUUUUUAGCAGAGACAUGCAACAACAACAACAAAAAAUAAAAUAAAAUAAUAAAAUAACACUGCAGUUUUCAAGAGAUCACCUGCAGGAUUUUAACAGUAAUCUUUUUGGUCAUUUGCAUUUGCACUUUCAUGGACAACUUUUGCUUUGUUCAACAAGACAUCUUGGAUUUUAAUCUUCUGUUGAAUCAUGGGAAACAAAAACAAAAUGGCGCCAGGAGAUGAUUGAGAGUAGCUCCAAUCUCUGAGGUGGGAGCAGCAUGAUUCACAUAGGGCUGAAUUCAAACAACGUGUGGAACUGUACAAAUAUUAUACCAAAAAUUAUUGAGGAAAGGUGGAAAUGCACAAGCAAAGCCUGAAUGCAAAACCCAGAGCCAUCGAUCACUCACAAGGAGCUAAGCCCAUGGAAAUCCUUGAAUGAAUGAAUGAAGAGUAUGGACCAUAUCUUAGCUUGAUGGACUUAUGUUCCUUACCUGAGCUGCUUCUUGUACAGAUCCCCAACUCUGAAGUAUUUCUCAUACAUACACCAUAUAACAUAUGCAAUGUAUAACCAUACCAUUAGUUACAUUAGAGCUUUAGAGCAUUAUCGAAACACAAGUCUACAAAGAAUGCAGACUUCACGUGUAUCUGCCUUUUAGUGUGGUCAGAGAAUCCUUCUGACCGUACAUUUCGUUAUUGGGGUUUUUUUAUGUUUUUUUUUUUCUUCAAAAUGCUUUAUUGGUUAAAAACAGUUCUUUCACCCAUAUAUGUAUAUAGACAUAUCUAUGCAUUGUGCACAUUAUAUUUUAUGUGAGAAGGAUUUUGGUCCAUGGUGAAUACAUUGCUAACUCAGAGAUAGAUAAAAAAAAUGUUGACGUCAACAUUUUGAGGAUGUUACUUAGUAGAAGUUGGUAUAAAAUGAUAUAUUAUAUAUCCAUCUCACACAAAAAAUGAUUGUGCACUGUAUAAUUACUACUAUCCCCUAUAUAUAUAUAUAUAUAUAUAUAUAUAAAUAUAUUUAUUAUAUAUUCACAUAACACAUGAAGAACCAACCUCUUGGUCCACUGGCCACUUCGUUGAGUAGAUAAAUUGUCCUGUAGUCUUGACUGGACAGAACGAUGGUCACAGUGGACAAUUUACACCCUCAGUGUUUGUAAUCUUCAUUUUAAAAGGUGAAGACACCAUAGAAUGCUGGGACUUUUUCCUCACUAUGAAAUUACCAGUAUGUUAUGCACAAAUAAUUAUUAUGAAAAGAUAUACAAGUUAGUAGGCAGGAUGACUACUGUAUGUUCGAAAAAUUUAUUUAAAUUUUUUUCAUAAUUUAAAAUGUUCAUAUUCGUAAAGGUUUUAGCUAUAGACUACAAUCAUAGCUGGAAAAAAAUACAAAAAGAAAUAAAACCUUGCGUCUGUCGAUCGCUUUUAAAAUGUAUACUGCCCAAAAGGGUUGCAUUUACAUUGCCUGAACAUUUUUCCACCUAAGAAUCAAUGUGGUGCUGUGUGCUGGCCAGUUAAUAUAUUUGGUCUUAUCAUAUAACAAACCUGAGAAAGAUUUGUAUAUAACAGGCAGGACUGUAAUGAGAAAAUAUUAUUUGAAAGAAGUUAUUGUGGAGUUGAAUGAAAUUACUUACAUGGAUAUGGGUCAAUAACAUGGCUGGAGAUCACUAAUAUUUGUAUAGUUUGCUGGAACGAAUUAGAAAAGUGUGGAUGUGUUACCUGUAUAUAUUGUAGAUAUAUAUAUAUAUAUAAAAAAUAAGAUAUGUGCAUGAAACAAAAGAAAUGAACAAAAAGCAAAGCAUUAGUGGCUAUGGUCUGUAAAAUGAAUCAAAACAUUUUAUUUCACUAUAAGGGUACUUUAUUUUAAAUGUUCUUUACAAGAACAUUUUGCUAAAGCAUGACUAAACUGCAAAAAAGAGCUACUGUAUUUAGACUUAGAAAAAAGCAGAGUAACAUUACUAAAUGAAUAUGUUUACAUUUAUUUUAUUUUUUUGUCUAUCAAAACAUUAUUUCAUCUUAUUAAUUUUUUAUUGAUUUAUCUAUUUGUUAUUUUUUAUUAUUAUUUAUUUUGCCAAUGGUGCCAAGUAAUGUGAAUGCUAUAUCGCUUAAGAAAAUUAAGUUACAUUUGCAAAAGCAGAUACUCAUAAAAAGGUAUAUACGCUUAACACCAUACACUCACGCCAAUUAAAAAAAAUGUAGACUUAAAUUUAAUAAAAAUGUUUAAAAAAAAUUAUAAUAAAAAAAUAUUUAAAAAAAAUAAAUAAAUAGUAAGAAAGUAGAAAAGAUGUUUCACAUUUUCAUAUCUCCCUGCUGGAAGUCAGAAAAUGUUAAAUAAUUGCACACAAACUACAGUGUAAAAAAUCAAAACAACCAUAAAAUACAAAAAAAAAUGAUGCAAACUGGUCUUGUAGGGAACUCAUGGUAUAUAUGAUUAUUUCCACACAGAAACAAGCCAAAGUGAUCAGAUAAUGAGGUAUUUGAAAGACAGAAAAAAAUACAAUAUGUGUGCUUCGGUAUUAAACUUUGGCAUUUAUUGUCAAUACUUGUCUAAUCUUUUAGAAUACAAUCUGUUACAUAUUUGAUUGUAAGGGGAGACAGUACUAUUCAGGGUGUACUAGCCUUUUUCCCCUAUAAAACAGUUUCUACUGUAUAAUUUUUUUUAUACUGAGAAGUAAAAAUGUAAAGAUACACAAUGUGCAUAUGUAAGAAACUUUUAACCAGGUUGUUCGAGACAAAGGUUUGAAAAUGAAGCUAAAAAUUGAUGAGGUCAGUACUCUUGUUGCAUUUUUUUAAUAACCGUUAAUUUCCUUUCACGCGAGAUGUACAGAUAGGAACAAGCUAAAAAAAUGAUGUAUAUGUUCUAUACUUCUCAUGAGAUCACGCACAAUCUGCCAUUAUGAAUAGUCUGUACAUUAAAAAUAGAUAUAUACUGCUCUUUUUUGAUGGGACAUUGAGUGUCCUAAGAAGAAUGUAUUUUAUUAUGUAUUCAUGAGGAACGGGAAGAAUAACAUAUCAAAACGCCUUUUUGAAAUAACAACACUGCUCUUAUGUAUAAGUAUUAGCAUUAGAAGAACUUUUAGAAUUUUGUUAUCUGGAAUUGUAUAUUAAAUAUUUCCACUUUUCAUGAAGAAUGUAACUUUUUCUCACCCUGGCAAGAGUACUGGUCUCAGUCGUAAUGCUGUAUUCUCUGUAUAUUUGUACUAAAAAAAACAAAAAAAGGUCAGUGUUGUUCAGUGUGUCAAUAACGUUAUCAGAUCCGUAACAUGCAGGACCUUUCCAAGCUACUGUACCAACAUAAAUGCAGUCACAAGGGCCUGUUCGAGAGCAUCAGAUGCAAUGAGCUUUUCAGAUUACACAGGGCAUCUGACAAAGCCAACUUCUUUGCAAUAGACCAUUCCUUGGCUGUGAAAUUUUGGAUUUUGAAUGUAAGAUGCAUACAAACAGUUCACUUGUACGGGAUACAUGACUUUUCCCAAGUGCCAGGAGUCUGUCAUAAUGUGUAACUGUUAAACUUAUGCUGUCUCUCAGCCUUUUAUUUUAAGCUUCUAGUGUGAACAUUAAAUCAACAACAAAAAAACAACAAAAACCCAUCUGUACUGUGUGAGAGAAAUAGAAAAUAUAACGUGAAAUCCCUACAUGGUUGCACGCUUACGGCAGUUCCACACAGUAGUUGGCGCCAAAGGGGGUCCCCAAGGCUUGCAUGUAAAGCUAAUAUAGAUGUCUUUUUUUGUAAGUUUUAUUUUUGUAAUUGUGCAUGUAAGAAAAACAUCACUGAAAUCAAUGGAUCUGUUGAAGAACUCAGCUGCUGGAACCAUGCAAAAUGUUUUGAAUUGCCCUUAACAAAAUGUUUUCUGAAUGCUUUCUAUUCUUCCUGCUGUAAAUUAAAAAAAACAAAUUAAAUUCCCCAUAUUA
Molecule: messenger RNA, 9702 nt
Organism: Pseudophryne corroboree (corroboree frog)
Lineage: Eukaryota; Metazoa; Chordata; Amphibia; Anura; Myobatrachidae
Gene: CAMTA1
Product: calmodulin binding transcription activator 1
Exons: 24
Coding region: 643-5790 (1715 amino acids)
Biological process (GO): regulation of transcription by RNA polymerase II
Cellular component (GO): nucleus
Molecular function (GO): transcription coregulator activity; double-stranded DNA binding; protein binding
Source: RefSeq, a predicted model, not a curated record